UGAAUAUACUAAAACUUAUAUGGAAGCCAUAAUGGAAAAAGUAUUUCCUAAUGGAUUGACUUCAAAUAAUUCAACAGCAUAUAUCAUGGCUGUUGUUUCUUUAUUCUUGGAUCCUCAUAGUGGUACAAUAGACAUGAACGAAGGAAUAGUGAUACUACUGAUGAUAAUUCAUUUAGAUGAAUUAAACGAAAAAUUGGAAGAUUCAGAUUAG
Molecule: messenger RNA, 211 nt
Organism: Funneliformis geosporum
Lineage: Eukaryota; Fungi; Glomeromycota; Glomeromycetes; Glomerales; Glomeraceae
Source: the annotation of a GenBank genome assembly